Molecule: messenger RNA, 927 nt
Organism: Spirometra erinaceieuropaei
Lineage: Eukaryota; Metazoa; Platyhelminthes; Cestoda; Diphyllobothriidea; Diphyllobothriidae
Source: the annotation of a GenBank genome assembly
AUGGUCGAAAGUGGUGUCCCCCAGGGUUCAGUACUGGGACCCAUUUUGUUCCUUAUCUACGUGGACGAUGCCGCAAGAGAUUUGGACUGUGAAGUAGCAAUGUUUGCGGACGACAUGAAGAUAUGGAGUGUAAUUCGUGGUCCUGCCGAUGAAGACAGACUGCAGAUGAACCUGAAUCGGUUGGAGGAGUGGUCAAACCGUUGGCUCCUGCGGUUCAACGUUGCCAAAUGUAGCAUACUUCGCCUAGGCAACACAGCCAGAUCCGCCAGCACAAGAGGCUACUUUCUGGGCGGUGCAGCCCUACAAGAGGUCGAAGCCCAAAAGGACCUCGGUGUGCUUACGACGAGUUCCCUAAAACCAUCCGCCCACUGUUCGAGGGUGGCAAAAACCGCAAUGUCCGUACUGUACGCCAUCAAGCGUGCGUUUAUGGACUUUGACGAAGAAGCCUUCUCUAAGACAUUCGGAACAUUCGUCCGGCCGCAUUUAGAGUACGGCAUACAAGCUUGGAGGCUGUGUGCUGUUGUGGAUCAAAACUGCCUCGAAAGAGUCCAGAGGAGAGCCACGAAGAUGGUCAGGGGUCAAAGCUCCUUUCCUUAUGCGACCCGCCUAGUAAAUCUGAACCUCUUUCCUUUGAGUUACAGGCAACUUCGCGGAGAUCUCUUGCAAGCCUUCCGCAUUGUAAAGGGGUUGGAUUGCAGUCUGGCCUUCGAGGACUUUUUUGAAUUUGCUACCACGACCAACCUCCGAGGUCACCCGUUAAAACUGCGCACUCAGCAGGCACGGCUGGAUGUGCGGAAGUUCUCCUUCUCGGUUCGGGUGGUCAAACCGUGGAAUGAGCUUCCCGCAGAUGUUGUGAUGUCACCAUCUAUACAAAGUUUUAAGAAGAAUCUGGACAUAUUUAUGUUCCCAAAUGACCAAGAGCGAUGA